CUCCUUUCCACCUAGGCAACACACCGAGGCGAGCGACCCGAGGGCCAGCAUGUCGGACACGCGACCGGAAAAGUGGUGCCGCCGCCGUGACUGCCGUCCAGUGAAAUAAUCCACCCUCCGCAAUGAAGCAACCCACCCUCGCGCUGCUGCUGCUGCUUCUGGCGGCCGCAACCGCCGCCGCCGCCGCCUCCAAGCCGGCCUCCAAGCGCGACUGGCUCGCUGAUUUGCGGACCGACGAGGCGGCCGCCGCCGCGUGGCACAAGCGGAGCGACGAGCAGCAGCAGGCCGACCACCUGAUCGCCUCCCUGGGCACCGGAAACUCCCAGUUCCUGCUGCGAUCGCCCAGGGGCAACCGCCAGUACGACGUGCCCCAGAUAGAGUGUCCGCCUGCCGAGGACGGCAUGGAGCGGUUCGCGUGUCCCACGCCGGACAGGAUGGGCCGCUACCGCUGCAUCGAUGACCACGUGCUUUGCGACGGCUUCAUCGACUGUCCCAACGGCGAGGAUGAAGACCGUCAGGCCUGCAUGUUCUACAAGACUACGAAAGCGCACCUGGACGUGCUGGCAGACGCCCUGCUCCGAUGGGCGCGGGGCCGCUAGACGCGGAGCCCGUGUCCCCAGUCCCCACAUGAGCUUCGACUCAGCCCGCAACUCCUUGACCGGCGUGACCAGCCCGCAUGCGCCCUAGUUCCGUGUCGCUCCUGUCUCUCGCGAGCGGCCGCCCCGGCGGCCGCCAGCCUCACAGCGGCCGCUGCAGUGGCCGCCCCUCGAUGUUGGUCCGUAGGUGUUAGUCGUCGAUGUGUCUGUCUUGGUGUAGCCGCCGCCGCCGCCGCACGCCGGGCACGCAAGGCUGGACCGCCCCGCCCGCCGCGGCCGACGGCCAGUGGCCUGCAAGACCGGUCGGGUGAUGAGCGCUCCGACACCGCCGCGUCAUCCUCUGAGCCUCCGACCAGUGCUUGACGCGCCACUGGUGGCCGCGUGCGGGCACGCGGGUUGCGCGUCCGGCGCCCACGCAUUUAGCACGGCGCGCGCCCAAACGUCGACCUUUCUUUUAAACUUAUAAAAAUAAAUUUACUCGUGUGCGGGGGCCUCCGCCGCCGAUGCCGCCACGUUCUUUCGGACGCCGCACGCCUGCCGACCGGGACGCCGCUCGUUGCACUCUCUCGAUCUCUUUCUCCCUCCUUCGCACUUCGACGCGUGCAUCCCGCUCGGCAACGCGUGAGUCAAACGGAGCCGGCGGCGCGACGCGGUGGCUCCCGGCCGAUUAAUCUGUCUCAGGGUUUUGCACCCGCAGCAAUAAAGACGACUUUGGUUCGUUGGUUCGUUCGCACCCUAACUGCACCGGUGUCGGCGGCCGUAGCGCCGCCGACCAGCACUGCAAUACAAUGUGAUACAUUCCUGCCACUCGAUAUUAUGCACUGCGCGCACUCUCAAUAAUGCAAACGCUUAUUAAGUAACAAAAAAAAGGAAAGGAAAAAAUCAUGUAACCAAAAAAAUAAUAAAAAUAAUUUGAGACGAGCAAAAAGUAAACUCAACUAACCAGGCCUAGGCUCCCGUUGUGAUAGAUGUGUUUCGUGUGGUAGCGCGCGAGUCGCGCCCGCCGCAAGGAGUUGCCCCCCAGUUGCCCCUGCGCGGACUCUUUUUACGUGUGCGUGGCGAUGCGUGCGUGCGUUGCCGGCCGCCCCCCGGCCGUGUGCCCCCGUUCCCCGCGGGCCCCCGCGGGGGCUGUCGCGCGCCCCUCGGCGCGGAGUGCGUGUGUGUUUUUUGGACGUGAGCGCGUGCGUCACGAUGCGGCACUACUACCCGUAAGAGCGCGCAUGCGCGCGCAUCUGACACUAACAAAAACUAUGCGAUGAUAUGAAAAACUACUACUUGACCGACCGACCUCUCUCGCUCGGCGCGUGCGCGCAGUUUGUUAAAAAAAGGAAAUGAAAAAAUUGAAGAAAAUAAAAAGAAAAAUAAGCAAAAAUACAAUGAAGAAGAACAACACUAGUAAUAAUGCCUCAGCCAGUAUCAUCUCUAUGAAUAUGAAAAUAUAUAUUGUAUUCAUUCAAAUAAAAGUAUAUACAUUAAAAACAUAUAUUAUAUGCGAAUAAAUUAUGAAAAUAUAUAUUAUACGUGUAGAUUUUUGGUUGUUUGAAAAAUAAAGACACGACACGACACACAUAUAUUUAAAAAUAA
Cloeon dipterum is the source of this 2180-nucleotide messenger RNA. RefSeq lists its product as uncharacterized. The transcript has 3 exons. Gene Ontology annotation, biological process: positive regulation of MAPK cascade. NCBI's taxonomy places the organism in Eukaryota, Metazoa, Arthropoda, Insecta, Ephemeroptera, Baetidae. Gene Ontology annotation, molecular function: transmembrane receptor protein tyrosine kinase activator activity; protein binding. The record is from RefSeq and is a predicted model, not a curated record. Bases 123 to 599 code for a protein of 158 amino acids. Gene Ontology annotation, cellular component: terminal bouton.